Molecule: messenger RNA, 2022 nt
Organism: Scheffersomyces stipitis CBS 6054
Lineage: Eukaryota; Fungi; Ascomycota; Pichiomycetes; Serinales; Debaryomycetaceae
Exons: 2
Coding region: 1-2022 (673 amino acids)
Source: RefSeq, a predicted model, not a curated record
AUGGUCCCCUUACCAAGUCUAGAGGAGUUAGAAGUCGACUUCAAGAGUCUUGUAGUGAUGUCAAAUUCAGUAGAAGGUACACCUGAAAAUGAGCUGGGCGACAAAGAAUCCUGGAGCGACGAACUUACUGAGCCCAAUUCCAGCGCCACUAGUCCCCGUAUUGACCCUAACAUUGUUCUCUACAGUCAUAUUGCAUUUCUCUACGAGCAGAGGAAAUUUUAUGAGCUUCUUGCUUCCAUUCCAAAUAUCAAUACCAACAGUCUGUUACCACUGGAGAUCCAUUUAAUGCUUGCCUGUACUCUUUUUAGGCUCGGAAGAAUCACGGGUGGAUUAAGGGAGAUGUCCUUGGCUAUUGAGUUGGAACCUAUCUAUUACAAAAGAGAGAAAUAUAUCAAGACACUCAGUCAAUUCUUCAACAAAAUUGGCAUGAAGGAAGAAGCUGUGUCUUGUUUUGGAGAGAUCAUCCAUAUGGCCAAAGCUGAGGCUCUAAAAAAAAAUGACGGUGAACAUGGGCAGCAGAUGAGUCUAAAGCUCAGAAGAUACCAAGAAGAAUUGGAAGCCUUGUUAAGAGGAGAUGAUGAAGAAGAAGUAGUUAUGGUUGUUGAAGAUUGUUCAAAUCUCAGCUUGGUAGAACAAGCAAAACGGUACCUUUCAGCUAAUGGAAUGAUUCCAAAAAUGUCCAUGGUUACUGAUUGUAUGGCAGUACUGGACUUAUUGGGAAAAGCUAAUAAAGCUUUGGAAGAAUGGAAUGACGAAGUAGACAAACGACCUGCAAGUGAUAUCUUGAACUGGAUAUUUGAUGCCGUGAAGUAUCUUGCUCCACUAAGCUUGUUCGAUGAGGUUUACCAGAUUCUACCGUUGUUGGAGACAUUUAUGAAUUGGGAGAUGUGCCGAUUCCCUGAAAUUGAUUACGGUAUGGACCCGAUUAAGUUUGCCAGGAAACUCAGAACUUGGGGUAUAUCUAACAAGACUGGCAUUCGUAGUUUGUGCUGUAUAAUAGUAAAGCAUAAAGUAGUAAUGGCACAUAUCGAGUACUACAAGAAGAACUACUCUGCUGCUAUAAUUCACUUUACUUGGGUCUUCAAGGUGAUGAAACGUCUUGAGAGAACAGUGCCCAUUAUCCAAACCCCAGUUGGUUGUCUAAGUUUGGAAACCAAGCAAGUGGUCUUACUUUACUUGUGCAAUUGUUAUUGCUUGGAUCCAGCAUAUUCGAACUCGAAGCUCCCGCAUGUCAUUACCCAGAUGGCCACACUCGAGAGCCCUCCCGACUCAACAUACGGCCGUAGUUGUAAGUACUUCACUUUCCUUGGAUACGCUUAUGAAAAACUAGCCUACAACGAAGCCCAAAGUAUUAUGAUUUGGAAGAAUGGAACUGGGACAAGUGCUUUCAGGUUGAAACAGAGUCACAUUAUGGAUAUGCUCAGGAAAUACAUCCUCGCCACAGCAAACGGCCUAGAUGAUGACCCCUCAGUACUUGAAGUUUAUGAUAGGAUAAUAUGGGGGAUUCUUGUUCAUGGAGGUAUUCAUCUCAGAACCCUUUGGUUCUUCAUUGUGUUGAAAAACUAUUUCUAUCUUGAGUUCGAUUUUGGGUGUUUUCAAUUAUCAAAGGGACAUAGAUACCUUCAAUUUGAGAUUAAUCGGAUCCUUGAUUUCUUCGUCAACGGAUGGGAGAUAGUUGACAAAUGCAAGGAUCUCUGUUCAGAUAUCGAAGGAUUCGAAAGCGAUGACAUCUGGAAUGUCGACCAUGGCAAUCUCUACUUAAUCCCUCAAAUCUAUGUGACUCUGAAGAGCCUUGUUCUUAUGAACGAACAAUAUGACGACAGACUAGAUGUCAAUUCAUUUGUCUAUAUGUCCAAAUAUCAGAUUAAACCAAAGAUCAAGUCAUGCUUCAAAAGAACGAAAGAGACAUCUAUAUACAAGGAACGUAUAGAUGCCAGUCAGGAGUUGAUUCAUCUCUGGUGUACUGCUUAUCGGGAACAUCAUCAUACCAUUCCCGGAAUUAUCUCUGAUUUAGUUGUUUAG